Molecule: messenger RNA, 1462 nt
Organism: Solea senegalensis (Senegalese sole)
Lineage: Eukaryota; Metazoa; Chordata; Actinopteri; Pleuronectiformes; Soleidae
Product: transcription factor GATA-6-like
Exons: 2
Coding region: 88-558 (156 amino acids)
Source: RefSeq, a predicted model, not a curated record
CUGCUGCUGCUGCUUCUCCAGCACCACACAAGACAAACACGCGUGAAGGCUGAUCACCAGUGGAGGUUUGUUGCUGGUACACAGGAGAUGUGGAGAAGGGGCCCCGUUCGCGUCGCGCACGAUGGAUGGGAACAUGCAAAACUAAGCCCUCUUUCCCCGAGGACUGAAAUCUUUCCCGGGAGCCAAAACUCUAAACCCACGGGAGAGGCGCUGUCAGAGAGUGACGCGGCAAGGGGCGGGGCGUUGACCAUAUUUGGAGGUGUGACGGUUCCUGUGCAGGCGAGGCAGGCGGGGAGGCAGGCGCGCGGGCGCGCGGGAGGGGAGGCGCGCGGGCGCAAGGCAACCGGCAGCGGAGGCUCGAGCGAGCGCUUCAGUAGAACCAGACACGAGAAACGCUCCACUUUCUCUUCUUGCUUAGGCCAUAAAAUAUGGGAGAUGCACCACCACCACCACCAUCAUCAUCAUCAUUAUCAAGGAGAUGCAGAUUUCUUCAUCCGGCAAAAAGGUGUCUCCUCUGUGCAAUUUAUCACCGCUGCCGCUGCAGCCGCAGUUUUUUGAUUCCCAGUCAAAGAUCCUUAACUCUGCUACUAUUAACAGAAAUGUUAAUUAUGGUGUCAAGAUGGAGGGAGUCAAGGUGAAAAGCUGCACAGCAAUAGCUAAAAAUAAUCCGCGGCGUGCCGGAGUACAGUGUGAUCCAGCAGAGGAGUGUUACUGGCAAGGGACCUUUUUGCUGCAACAAAAGAGGAAGUGAAUGAAUUAGAGUGCAAGCCAGAUUUUUCUGUCUUUUGUUUCAUCCACACUUGUCCAAAAAAAACCUCUCCCUUUUUUUCCCCCCCCUUGCUAUUGGGGAAGUGCUCGCAAAAUUGUAUAAUGCUGCUCUUUGUUCUACGGGAGUCAAGCCACAUGAAUAGCCGUCCUGAGCAGUGAGAGCACACACACACACACACACACACACAAACACUGACAAACUGAUCAUCUUAAAAAAGCAACGCCCUGGUGCUCGCUUGGCCUACUUUCCACGGCAGCACUGGGACGUGGGAAGAGGAAUAGAAUUCAGGGGAGGACGCGGCUCACACGCUGGGAAAACGUUCAGUAUAGCAAGUGUGAUGCACACAAACACAGCCUUUGCAUUGUCAACCUUAGACCGCGUUUGCCCCAGAUAACUAGUCCCUGUGUGCGAGACUAUUCUCUUUGACUUUGCAAUUGAAAUCCUGAGAAGAUUAUGCCGGCGCGAAAGGAGGCAAACUCCAGGGUGGGAUUUCAAUUGUCAAUUCCUCUCGGAUUUUAUAGCAUUAUGACAUAUAGUGGCGCCAUCUGUUACACUUCAGGUCUGCACAAGUGGAGCCUAAUUCAUGUAAAAAUCAUUACAAAUAUAUGACGGAAUAGCUAAUCGCGGCGUGUGUUUUUAGAACUCGUCAAUGCAGAUGUGUGACGGAGCACGUGUUCCACACAGGUGAUGAUA